UUAGUGCUCGUGGCCGCAGUCGCGCGUUUAAUGCUAACACUCACUGCUUCGGAGAUCUAGUGUUGCGGAAACAGAUAAGAAAGAAGAGGCAGCCAUCAGUCAUCAGCCAAGCCACCGGCAGCAAGAAGCAGCGCAUAGCGAAAGGAUUAAGUUCCAGGUUUAGGUCAAUCAUUAAAUCAGCAAAGAUGCAGGCACGUGACAUGAUCGUCGCGAUAGUCGCGUUGUUGACGGUUGCGGCCGGGCCGUCGAGCUUCGUUUCUGCGCUCGCCAGGACCGAUCUCUACCCCUACGGAGGACCGACAGUAGCCACGCUCAAAGCCAAUUCCGACGGUAGUGUGCAGUCCGAAGAGCUUCAGCUCAAAACUCCCAUUAAGCUCUUCGAUCACCAAUAUGCCAACAUCUUUAUUAAUGGGAAUGGAGUAUUGUCAUUCUUGAGACCGAUGAGUAGGUUCUUCAACAUUCCAUUUCCACUGGAUGAUCCUGUAAUAGCUCCCUUGUAUACGCACGUUGAUAUUCGUGCUUCCGGGAGUAUAUAUUAUGAAGAAACUAAUGCAUCUGACGUAAUUUCACGAGCAAGUAAUCUUGUGAGAAGCUCUUUUAAAAACGCUAGUAAUUUUGUGCCUACACAUAUAUUUAUUGCAACGUGGCUUGACGUGGGAUAUUUUCAUGAAAAGAAAGAUAAGAUCAAUUCUUUUCAAGUUGCAAUUUCCUCUAACGGUAAUGAAUCAUAUGCUGAACUGCUUUAUCCAGACAAUGGAAUCCAGUGGAUUCAAGGAGAAUCUCAUCCAAAUGGAUUACCGGAUGCAAAAGCUCAAGCUGGUAUUAUGGGAGGUGCUCAAUUAUACGCACUCAUGGGAUCUGGUACUGACCAAAUUCAAAAUAUUGACAAAUGGUCCAAUGUACAACGACCUGGUCAAUGGAUCUUUCAUAUUGGACCGAUUACUGAAGGACAGAAUAUUAAAUUACCGGACAACAUAGAUGAUAAUCAAGUCAAAAAUCAAUCGCAAACCUGCAAAACGGGUGGCUCCACCUACUGUCACAGUAAAGCCUCAUGUGUCGACUAUGAAAAGGGCUUUUGCUGUGCUUGCAAGCCAGGUUAUUUCGGAAAUGGUCGAUCCUGUCAGCCGGACGAUAUACCAUUACGGGCGAUCGGCAAGAUAUCAGGCAAAAUAAAUGACGUCGAGUUUAUGGAUAGAGAUCUACAGUGUUACGUGCAGACGAAGGAUGGCAGGACGUACAUGGCGCUGGCGCGUAUACCGGAGAGCAUCGGUACGCGAUUCCAACUGCUGAACCCCAUGAGCGGCGUGAUCGGCUGGCUGUUUGCCAAAAGCAGUGGCGACUUGAAGAACGGCUACAAGCUGACCGGAGGCGUGUUUAAUCACACCAUGGAGCUGAUAUUCAAGUCGACGGGUGAUAAGCUGACGAUUCGUAACAAAUACUUGGGGCUGGAUGUAUUUGGCCAGCUAAAGCUCGAGUCCGAGAUAAUGGGUUACCUUCCAUGGGUGGAGGAGGGCGCACGCGUCGACUACGGCGACUACGAGCAGCUGCUGACACGUGCCCAGCCCGGCGUAAUCCGCUCUAACACAGAGCGUAGCUACAGUUUUGCUACCUCACCAUCUAUCAAGUACUCGUUUACCGAGGAUCAAACGAUCGUCUACGAAGAGUGCAGCUACGCGCCACUAUCGGCGGAUACUGAAGUCACCAGCAAGCUCAAGUUCUCGCGGGGUAUUACAACCUAUGAAAGUCGUGAGAACAUCGUGCGCUUCGCCGUCAAUUCCAAGAUUGUGCCUCUCGAGGAGCAGGAUCCGUGUAUUCAGGGCCGAGCCACUUGUGGUUAUCAUAGUUCUUGCAUCAUUGACGUCAACACUUUCAGAUGUGUCUGCGAUCCCGGGUAUCAAACGCUGUACCAUGAAGAUGGUUCUUCGAGUUGCGUCGACAUCAAUGAGUGCACUGUCGGCAAUCACGCCUGCUCAUCGGAUGCACACUGCGUGAAUACAGAAGGUAGUCACGUUUGCCAAUGUAAACCUGGAUUCUCCGGCGAUGGACGUACUUGCGACAAAAUAUUGUCCUGCGAAGACACCCGAUGUGGAGAUUACGAACACUGCGUUGAAACAAAUGGUGUACCAGUUUGCAUUUGCAUGCAAGGCUUUGAUAAAACUGAAAACGGAUGUUAUCCCAGCAAAAGACUGCCUUGCAAUCAAGCUAGCGAUUGUUCUCCUUUGGCAACAUGUGACUACAGUGAAGAGCAUCAAGCUUAUAUUUGUACUUGUAUUCCAGGAUAUCUUGGUAGCGGCUAUGAUUGCACUUCUGGUAGUGAUUUAGCUGGGCUAGAAAAUCCUGUACCGCAAUGCCAAGUAGAAAUGUGCUGGUGUCCAGAAGGAUGGUCAUUUCGAAAUAGUAUAUGUAUAAGAUCAAAUGAGAGUUUCUCUGAUCAUGGAUCUGGCGAGAUUAUACGUGAUCAUGAGUGUCAUGACGAUGGGGAGUGCGACCAAAAUGAGCACUGCGGCUACGCUCCAACAAGGUCCCGUUAUGAGUGCGCUUGUCAGCCGGGCUACAGUCCGCUCGAUAACCAGUGCGUGCUCACCGACUGCUCGGCCAACCCGUCACAAUGUCAUAUGAACGCCCGCUGCCUGUCCGAUGGCCUCGGCGGCUACCAUUGCAGUUGCCUACCCGGCUACCGCGGCGAUGGCCUGCGCCAGUGCGUCGAGGAGCACGUCGACUGCAAUGACGUCAACACUUGCGCCAGGAACGCCGUCUGCGGCUACAACCAGACCUCCGCCAGCUACGCCUGCGUCUGCUUACCAGGAUACCAUGGAGACGGCUACAGAUGCACUCAGCGCUUGUCCUGCAGGCAGAACCCGACCCUGUGCUCACGAGACGCCUCCUGCUUGCCACUCACCGUCGAUAAAUUCUCUUGCGUCUGCAAACACGGUUUCGUUGGUGACGGAAUAGACUGUCAUCCACGGCCCGAUCACGAGUCUAAUUUUCUACUCGUUAAUCAAGGAAUGGCCACUCACAAGCUACCGUUUUCACCAAGCUCCGACCAACCAGGAAAUCCCAUCCAUUUGACCAACUUUCGCAUGGCCAUUGCUGUAGACAUUGACUGCUCCAGAGGUAUCGUCUACACUAGUGACAUUACUGGCAAUAAAAUAACUAGUAUGGCCUAUAAUGGAUCUAAAUCAGAACUUUUCCUUGGACAAGUUUCUAGUUCAGAAGGUAUAGCCGUUGAUUGGGUUUCGAGGGUCAUCUUUUGGACCGACUCGGGUAACGCAACAAUUGAAGUAGCUCACUUGGAUACGAGAAAGAGAAAAGUUCUCAUUGCUGAUGGCCUUGUCAAUCCACGCGGCAUCGCAGUACACCCAUACAAGGGCAAGAUCUUUUGGUCUGAUUGGAAUCGCGCUUCACCUAAGCUAGAGUGGGCUAAUGAAGACGGGACUGGACGAAAAAUUUAUUUGAAGGGAGAUAAUGUUCAACUGCCUAAUUCUUUAGCUAUAGAUUGGCAGUCUGAUGAACUUUGCUGGGCAGAUGCUGGCACUUUUUCGAUAAAUUGUGCUAAUAUUGAUAACAAAUCUGUGCGAGUGAUUGCAAAAAAUUUAACACAUCCAUUUGGUUUAGCCAUUUCACGUAACCACUACUACUGGACUGAUUGGAAAACGGGAAGAAUCGAGGUAGCUAUAAAAAAUACCGGACACAGGGGAUCGUCGAUUUCAUUACCACCAGGUGGUAGUAAUAAGCCAUAUGGAAUAGUUGCUGUUGCAGAUACAUGUCCAGGAGUUUCCAAUAUCUGUCAAUAUGAAAAUGGAAGAUGUACAAAUGAACAGUUAUGUCUCCCAGAUGGCUUAGGUGGUAGAACUUGUGCUUGUGCAGAUAAUUCUAUAGGUUCUUGCAUAGACUCUCAUUACGCAAAGUGAUUUACAAACGAGAUUGGAGAAUUUCAUACAAAAUAAGUUUAUUAUGUUUAUAUUUUUAAUAAAACUGUUAUUUUAUGGAGUAAAAAGAAAUAUCAUUUAAUAGUCGUGAGUACCAGUAUUAAGUUUCUGUUAACAAUUUUUCAGAUAAUUUACACAGUAAUUAUAGUACAUUUUCUUAAUUACAUAUGUUUCUUUAUAAAAGUAUUCUCAGUUUUCGUGAUAUUUUUA
Molecule: messenger RNA, 4139 nt
Organism: Phymastichus coffea
Lineage: Eukaryota; Metazoa; Arthropoda; Insecta; Hymenoptera; Eulophidae
Gene: Ndg
Product: nidogen
Exons: 18
Coding region: 186-3911 (1241 amino acids)
Biological process (GO): cell-matrix adhesion
Molecular function (GO): calcium ion binding
Source: RefSeq, a predicted model, not a curated record